CCGAAGAUUGUUUUUAGUUUUUGUCGAGUGACAAGAGACUGGCUGGACUCCUUGACAUAGACACAGCGGUUUUUAUCAGGUGGAAGGACAAUGGGAUAACCACUGAUCAAGCAUCCACUCAGCUGACAGCUGAAGUGUCUUCGCAAAUAACUGCGGGUGUUAUAAAAGGUGUCAUAUGAGAUUGAUAAGCAUUUGAGAAUGAGCAAGUGGGGAGACCGACUGAAGAAGGUUGAGCAGCUUGCUCAGUCCUUCCAGCUGAAUCCUCUGACGACGCGCUACAAACCUCGACUGUGGCCGUGUCAGCCUUCCUCCAUCUGGAAACUUUUCCCCCGUCAGAGUCUGGCUAUCAGCUUUGCUCAGAGCUGCAAAGAGGCUGUACAUGUUUUUGCACUUGAGAAAGAAAAGACUUCCAUGGGUCAAAGGAUCUACCUGGUUACCAGUUACAGUGAGCUGUGGCAUUAUUACAGGACUUACACUCAGUCCUUGAUGCACUGCUACGAGGUGAUUCCAGAGGGUGCUGUCUGUAAGCUUUAUUUUGACUUGGAGUUUCACAAGCCUUCAAACAAAGGAUCAGAUGGGAAAAAUAUGGUGUCUUUGUUUAUCCAGUAUGUGUGUGAAAAGCUAAUGGAAGUUUAUGGCAUUGAAUGUUCUGCGAAAAAUAUCCUCAAUCUGGACUCCAGCACAGAAGAUAAAUUCAGUCGACAUCUUAUCUUCAGUCUCCAAAAUGCAGCUUUCAAAGACAACAUACAUGUUGGUAGGUUUAUCCAUGCAAUUCUUCAACCUGUCCUGAACAAAGCCAAAGGUGGAAGUUGUGUGGAUGAUGGGAUUAAUCCAACAGCAGACAACAAACAAACAGGUGGAACACUUGCAGUAUCUGAGGGGAAACCAGCAAAGGCAGGUGGGAUGACCGAGAGUCCACAGACGAAGAGGCGUAAGCAGGAAGAGAGAGACCUCAGCUUCCUCCAGGUGAAAAACAAGGAUGGCAAAGACUGUCUCUUUGUUGAUCUUGGUGUCUACACCAAGAAUAGAAAUUUCCGACUUUACAAAUCAUCGAAAGCGGGGAAGAAUGCUGCAUUCACUGUGGCAGAAGACAAUAAGUUUAUUGCCAAACCCAAGAAGGGAAGUUCUGCAGAGGAAAGCGUCUUUCUGGCAUCCUUAGUGUGCAAUGUGAGUUUCACAGGUCAGAGAGUUCUUACGUGGGACAUCCCAGAAACAAAUGAAACCAAGACCUCGAUGCCUCAUUGCCAGCAGGGAUCAGCUUCAACUUCAGAUGCACUGUCUGGCUGCCUGUCGUCUCCUCACCAGGAAGUGGACACCUUUGUAUUAACAGUGGUUAGAAAGGAUGGACUACAAGGAAGCAUAAGACGAUGGAACUACUUCGCUGCAGAACAACUUCUCGUCUAUGACAUAGCCAAAUACCGCUGGUGUGAAAAUGUCGGCAGGUUUCACAAAAGCAACAACAUCAUGAUUGUUGUGGAUUUGAAAGAGGAGGUGUGGUACCAGAAGUGCCACGAUCCUGACUGCAGGAACUUCAGGUCCUCAAGUUACCCUCUGCCACAAGAGAUCUGUGUCAGCUACAUCAUAACACUGGAUGAGGAGGACCAGGUGUACUUAAUGGACGAUGCUGGCAACAUUGAACCCAGCCAGAUACCAAACCAGGCCCACCAGAGCACGGUGCGUCCAGUGGAAGAGACUCCUGAUUUGUGGGGAAAUGAACGGGAUGACCAGGACUACUCAAAGAGUCUUGAUGACUUUGAACAAAAUGGCGGCGAGAUCUCAGACCAGCUGCUGCUCACGUGUAUGGCAGAUUUUGAUUCCCAGUAGAGGAUAAGGUUUGUGCUAUUUUGCAGCACAGCAUCAAAUAUACCGGUAAGACUUAAUUACAUCCUAUUUAGCGUUUUAUAGAGUACAAAAACAUGUAAUAAAUGGUUUAUAACACACUCUAAGCUAAUAAUUAAAUAGGUGGCUAUUAAUGCAUUUGUCAAUGAGUAACUCUUUUUGAGGACAUCCUGGUGCAUAAACAAUACAAAUUACAAUUUAAUUAAAAGUUAGCUAAAGUAUAUACAGUAGCUGCUUACAAUAUACAUAGUGUGGCUUAAACUACCUAAUAAAUGUUUUAAUACUGUUUGAAUGAUAAUUAGCUACAUAUCAUGGCACUUUAUUGACAGUCACAGAGCACAAACAUAAGUUUCUGCUUUUUAGAGAUAAAUAUGCUUGUGUCUUUAGAAAAGACAAACACAAAAUAGUUUUGAAGAAAGAAUAUAUUUGGUACAGUUAACAAAGACCCAAUACUUUUAAUUGUAGCACAAAACUGCACCUUUGCCCUUUUCAUAUAGAAGUCAUAAAAAAAAAA
Stegastes partitus (bicolor damselfish) is the source of this 2353-nucleotide messenger RNA. RefSeq names its product primase and polymerase (DNA-directed) (gene primpol). Gene Ontology annotation, cellular component: nucleus; mitochondrial matrix. The transcript has 14 exons. Gene Ontology annotation, biological process: error-prone translesion synthesis; replication fork processing; mitochondrial DNA replication. The record is from RefSeq and is a predicted model, not a curated record. Gene Ontology annotation, molecular function: DNA-directed DNA polymerase activity; chromatin binding. Lineage: Eukaryota; Metazoa; Chordata; Actinopteri; Pomacentridae. Bases 199 to 1824 code for a protein of 541 amino acids.